Drosophila obscura is the source of this 880-nucleotide messenger RNA. RefSeq lists its product as uncharacterized. The record is from RefSeq and is a predicted model, not a curated record. Lineage: Eukaryota; Metazoa; Arthropoda; Insecta; Diptera; Drosophilidae. The transcript is spliced from 2 exons. Bases 77 to 808 code for a protein of 243 amino acids.
CCUUGGUUAGUGGUGUUUUACUCACUGAAGAAGACAAGUUGACUCGUGUAGUGUCGAGUUUUGUGCCUGCAUAAAGAUGAAGUCCUGUGUUUUGAUCGCCGUUCUCCUGGCCCUGGGCCACUGCCAGGCCGCCGAAGUGGCCGAACCAUUGGCUGUUGAGGGUCGCUCCAUGGGCAGCAUAAUCUUGGAUCUAUUGGAGGUGUUCAGAAGACUUCUGGAGACGGGCUAUGGACCAAUGCCCAAGAUGGCUCCCGCCGAGGUCAAGCACCAGACCUUCAAGUUCAGCACCGGAGAGUUUAGCGCCAGCGGAGAGAUCAACGACUUUGUGCUGGAGGGCCUCAACGGCUUCGAGGUGAUCAUCAUGGACGUGGACGCGAUCCGGAGUCGUGUGGACUUCGAGCUGAACUUCGGGAGCAUCAACUUCACGACCCAGUACCAGGCCGACGUGGGCAGUGGGUAUCGGAUGAAGCGCGACGGAGGCGCCUACCUGGCCCUGGAGGACUUCAACCUGAAGGGACGGAUCUCCUAUUCGCUGGGCAUCAUCUCGAAACAAAUGAAGGUGAAGAGCGUCCUUGUCUACCCCUCGGUGGGCAACGUGGCCUCGGAGAUCGAGAACCUUUCCAAGUACCGCAUCUUCAACCGAAAGCUAAACGAGAUCGUCGAGGAGUUCAUCACGCUGACGGUUAACGAAAACACAGAGUUCGUGGCCACUUGGUUCAACGAGCUGGUGACUCCUCUCUGCAACGACCUCAUUGGGGAUCGUACCCUGAGCGACCUCAUUGCCAUUAUUACCGGCGCAAAAAACUAGUCCGCAAAUAAAACAUAAUAAAACCGAUCCAAAGUCUUGAUGUUAAAUUUGCCUAUAAUCGGCAGCCAUAAA